CGGAUGGUUGGAAUAAGUUGUUCUUGUUGUUUUUGUACCAGAAAUACCCUGCUGUUGAGUCUGAGAAGUCUGGUAAUGACUGAAAUUAUCGACAAUGUAAAAAAGAUACGAGGAGAGUCUUGGUUAUAAGGGGAGACCCUAUCGAUAUAAUGGAUAGACACAAAAUUAGCCGAUUAUUUCUUGUGUUUCGCGUUGUAAUUCACUCACAAGCUAAAGAAGGAUGCACUAUACAUAUAUAGACCCAGCAACAAAGAUGGCAGAGCACAUAAUCAUUGGUACUCGUUUUGACAGUUUAACAAAGCUGGAACAAGCUGUCAAAACGUACGAGAAGCAACACCUGGUGCAGCUGUACAAGAGACACACCAGGUCCAUUCAGAAGUAUGCAGAACGCGUCAAGAGUCGUAAUUUGAUGGAAAUUGCUAAUAAAAACUUGGUCAAUGCGGAGAUGGACUUUGCUUGCAUUCAUGGAGGCAAACCUAAUUUCAAAUCACGUGGGAAAGGUAUCAGGCCAAGCCGCCAAUCCUUCCAACUCAAUUGUCCAGUCCAUAUGAAAUUCAGACUGACAACAGAUGCCCAGUUUUUAGAGGUCAGGGCUCUGGAGGAUGCACACAAUCAUCCGCUGCGCAAGGUUGAUGGACAGGAUUAUCCUAAGAUAAUUUGA
Penaeus vannamei (Pacific white shrimp) is the source of this 661-nucleotide messenger RNA. NCBI's taxonomy places the organism in Eukaryota, Metazoa, Arthropoda, Malacostraca, Decapoda, Penaeidae. The record is from RefSeq and is a predicted model, not a curated record.